Molecule: messenger RNA, 990 nt
Organism: Hermetia illucens (black soldier fly)
Lineage: Eukaryota; Metazoa; Arthropoda; Insecta; Diptera; Stratiomyidae
Product: trypsin-1-like
Exons: 7
Coding region: 44-874 (276 amino acids)
Biological process (GO): proteolysis
Molecular function (GO): serine-type endopeptidase activity
Source: RefSeq, a predicted model, not a curated record
UUAAUGUCAUAUCAGCCCAACAUGUCAUAAAUUAUAUUCGGAAAUGAAGAAAACUCAAAAAUCAUUAGCUGAAAAUGUUAUUUUAGUAAGUUUCCUCCUCUGGACAAAACUGUGCAAUGCAGCUGGGAUAUACAAUGGGACAUCUACUAUAAUCGGUGAAUACCCGAGUCAGGUAUGCCUCAAGUAUAUAAGAUCGAAUGGACAAUCAACCCAACUGUGUGGAGGAACAAUUUUAAGUGACCUGUAUGUGUUAACAUCUUGUCAUUGCUUCGAAAAAUCAGUAGAUAGAGCGCACCCGACAGAGUUUAUAGUAGCAGGAGACGCACGAUGGGAUGUCGAAGGAAGAUCUAUGCAGCGCCAACAGCGGUCAAUUGAAACAUUGAUUUUUCAUCCAGGGUGUGAUAGUGCCGGUGUCCAAUAUGUGGACCUCGCCGUUUGUAAAGUGAACGAGUCAUUCAUUUUUACCAAAUCAGUUGUGGAGUGGAUACCACUGGCUGAAGUUAAGCCUUCGCUAGGGACUCGAUGUUCCAUCGUUGGCUGGGGAGUGGAUGAAACUAAACGAAAAAGUAUUGCACUAAAGAAAGCUGAUGCGAUUACCACUAACUUCUAUAAAUGUGGAUCGUUUUACACCGAUGAGGAAAAAUUUAUUUGUGCUGCUAGUCCAAAUGGAAUUCAGAGUCCUUGCUACGGUGAUUGUGGAGGACCGCUAAUUUGUGAUAACAAAUUAGUUGGAAUUUUGGAAGGAGGUUACGGUAUAUGUGGGAAUCAAAUGUAUGGAAAUUACUAUACAAACUUAGCGAACUACGUUAAUUGGAUAAAAAAUGUAACUGAAUGGACGCCUUCUAAUUUUCGGUGGAAACAAAUAAAAAAUUAAGAGAGAAAUGAUUCAAACUGAAAGCAACUUAAGUACCUUUAUUUUUUAUAACAGAUGCGGACCCAGAUCAUGUCAAUCGGACGAAAUUUAAUAAACUUAAAACUGUUGACAUUUGA